AUCGUUUCGCACGUGUGGCUACAUUGACUGCAUUGCUUUUAAAUAAUUACAAGAGUAUUUAAAUUUAAAUAACAAAAAUGAAUGAAUCCGAGGUAAUGGAAGUGGAUCAAAUGGAGUGCGAUGUUUGCGGCGAGCGCUGUUUCCAAGAACGAGAAGGUUUUUACUACUGCAUCGAAUGUGGCACCAAAAAAGAGCAAUUGCGUGCAGUGGAAAUAAGCGCCGAGGACACAUUUAAUGACACCGCCAAGCACACAACUCAACGCACCAUCAAAAAGACGAAAAUCAAAGCGGAGGAAAACGAUAUAACAUCCUGGGAGUUUUACAACUACGUGCUACGUGGCUUUUUGCAGGAGCUGAUUCAAAUGGGUGCCAAACCAGAACUCAAACUGAUGACACUCCAAGUCUGGGCUGCCUACAUGGGACGCAUGGAGGUCGCAUUCUGCAAAAACAACGAAUUGGGACUCCCAAAACUAAAUGUGCGAGCAUUACAAAGAGACGCACGCAUCAUUUACAAUCACAAGCAGAAUAAACGAAAGCGCGAUCGACAAAUUAAAAAGUUACCUCAAGAUCUUGGGGAUGAGCGUUCUAACUGGCGUGAAUGGAGAAGGACAAAGCGUAAAUUAGAUGAGUCUGACUUUACUACCCAGAAGAAGAAGGGUGCAUUAUCUGAAUCCACGUUGCCAAGUAAUCCAAGUCUAAGACUGCAAUGGUCGACCAAUGCCCGUAAAUCCCUGAAACAACAGAUGCCGCUGAAACAUCUGGAUAAACAUAGUGUGGAUAGCGAGGGGAGUAUGCACUGUCAUCGAUUACAUCCCAAAGCCAGCACCUUGAACAAUUUCGAUCGCAACAUUUACUGUCUAAACAUAACCAAACUAUAUGUGGUAUUGGCUAUAGCCUUAAAUUUAGUAGAAGAUGAUAUCAAUCUGUUGGAUUUAUUGCGAUUCAUUGAUGAGGAGCAUCUCACCAGUCGCUAUAUGCUUCAAUAUCUGCCCGACAAUGUUGCCAUGCAGGGCAAGACUCUCAUCAAGCAGAUGGAAUUCGGUCACCAGACGGACAAGUGCCGUUACAAGUUUAUUCGAAAGCAAAUUGCACAAAUGUCUCGAUUCAUAGACCUGAAUGGAUUCCAGAAGCCCAAUCUCACGGCCCUUGCCGAGCGUUAUGUCCUAGAACUGAAUUUGCCGCCAGAAUUGGCUAGCUAUGUGAGCAGUUUAAUGGAUGUGUUGCCGCCAUCGUUUGAACCGGUUCAUGGACAGCACGUAUACCCUCGAUAUGAAGCACGCGUCAUGGCCUAUAUCAUAUACGUGUUGAAGCUGCUCUUCGGUCUUGAUGAUGUCAAGGAGCGGGCCAUAUCCGAUUCGGCAGUAGCUAUAAAUGCACGGCUCCAGCAACUGGCUGAUAGGCAGAAACGGAAAUCGCCGGAACAGGCAAUGGCGCCUCUUUUUGUCUACACCGAAUGGAUGGAAUUUGUGGAAAUGCGCAAGAUAUUGGUCGCUCAUUAUAGCGAAAGCUUUGCUCGCCGCUUCCAGGUACCCACUCAGAAUGGACGCAAGGUGCAUGAUUUUAUCAAUAAGGAGCGCAAGCAGCGGGAACAGGAAUACAACUACAAGGACAUGCUGGUGACGCCCGCCAUGCAGCGAAUGCAGGAAAAUCUUUGCCUGAUUUUUGAGAAGUUACUCCAUAAGGAAUUUGGACAACCCGACAGCAAAGAGACGCCGGAUCAUAUUGAAUUUCAACCUAGCUUAACACCCGCUCAUAGUUACUUUAAAAGGAUACUGCUGCAUGAAUCUAAAGAUGAGCUGAGUGUGAGAAUUCCCGACUUUUUGCACGUGGAUCACACAGAGCGUCAAUUGGCACCAUAUAAAAAUCAAACCUUGGAACUAUCACAAUAUUUAUUAAACCUAGGCAGGCAACAACUGAGAAUAGAGGAAUUAAGCUGUCAUUCGGAUUAUGAACAGGUUGGACUCUUUCACACCUUGCAAAAUAUACAAGAAUUAAAUAAGGAAAUACGCGCCAACUUUAAUAUAAAGACACCCGAUUGGAUUGAGGAACUUAGACAGCGUGAGAAACGUCCCAGUUUUGUAUUUCGUCCAGCUGUUGCUCAUUAUGGCAAACAGUAUCAAAAUAAGUUAAUAGAACGCGCACAGCGGCGACAAUUAUUAGAGGUGGACAAUCCAUUCUGGCAGUUAACAAAAACGCCCAAUUAUUUAUUAAAAUUAAAACAAGAAGAGAUACCACUAGAUAAUUUGAUGGCACUGCAAACAUUUGAUGAGCGGAAUAUGGAACCGUUGAGAGUACCGCUUAAAUUGCCACGUCGCCAGUUAACAGCAGUUACCAAGGAUUUAAACCAGCCCAAAUUGGAGAGACUACAGGAGCAGAAGGAGGACCAGGUGCAGGAACAGGAGCAGGAAGAGGAAGAUGAACAAGAGUUAUCGGAGCUGUUGCUGAAAAUAUCAAAUCACGAUUGUUGGCUUUUACAUGGUUAUAUGGCCAAAGUCAGAGAGUCGGAUAAACAAAAAUUGCGCACUCUUUUCCCCUGCUCAUUCCGUUGGCUCCUAGACACUUGUGCCUCAACCAUUGGCAUCGAAUGGGAAAUCCUCUAUGAGCAGCUGUUGGUCAUCGAGGUGAUGUUCCAUCAUGGCAUCGAGGACUGGAAUAAUCAUACCAAUCAUUUGAGUCUGAAGUACAAUAUAUUGAAUAAGGACAUUAGUUCGUUAACCAAAAUUUUUAGAGAUAUGUGGUAAAAAGUACGAUCUGUACCGCAAAUAUUAAAAACAGAUCUCAGAGACCGCAAAUAGUAACUAAUAGUUUAAAAAAACAGUGGCGAAAAAGGACAUUGGUUCGUUAACCAAAGUUUUUAGAGAUAUGUGGUAAGAAAUACGUAAUGUUUCUUGCAGAUAAAAGUAUAAUAUAAAAUUUAUUAUUCAUUUAUUAUCCCAAAUAAAAAAUUCAAAUAAAUCCAAUACAA
Messenger RNA from Drosophila innubila, 2965 nucleotides. It is a transcript of the gene TAF1B, whose product is annotated as TATA box-binding protein-associated factor RNA polymerase I subunit B. Gene Ontology annotation, molecular function: RNA polymerase I core promoter sequence-specific DNA binding. Gene Ontology annotation, biological process: nucleolar large rRNA transcription by RNA polymerase I; RNA polymerase I preinitiation complex assembly. The record is from RefSeq and is a predicted model, not a curated record. Bases 78 to 2741 code for a protein of 887 amino acids. NCBI's taxonomy places the organism in Eukaryota, Metazoa, Arthropoda, Insecta, Diptera, Drosophilidae. Gene Ontology annotation, cellular component: RNA polymerase I core factor complex; RNA polymerase transcription factor SL1 complex. The transcript is spliced from 5 exons.